UGACUGCAGUGAGUGGCAGGGAAGUGGUGCAAAAGUGAACUAUAAUAAAUUAAGUAAUUACACAUCUUAAAACUUAGCUUAUUUCAACUUUAAAUUACUGUCUUGUUUAGGAAGUGUUGUACACAGAGUUAGGUGGAUAUAUUUUGAGUUUGCGAGAGAUGAAAUAAGGUUUACUGUAAUGCCUGAAGUCAAAUAUGCUGGUGGCUAGAAGAGGAACAUCCUACUUAUCUGUCAUUAACAAAUAGAAUAGUUUUUGGCAGUCAUGGUGGAAGAUUCAAAGUUGAAAAGUCUAUCACGUAUGCCGAAGACGCGUGGUCCCUACAUUUCAGUCAUAACAAAUCACAAAAUUAAUUUGACAAUACGAGGAGUGGUACUGUUUUCAAUUGGGGUUUUCCUAGCUUUAGUGUUAAACUUGCUACAAGUUCAACGAAAUGUUACUCUCUUUCCUCCAGAUGUAAUAGCCAGCAUCUUCUCCUCUGCAUGGUGGGUUCCACCAUGCAUUGGCACGGCUUCAGCUGUAAUUGGAUUGAUGUACCCAUGUAUUGACCGUCACCUUGGAGAGCCUCACAAAUUUAAACGAGAGUGGUCCAGCGUCAUGCGAUGUGUGGCAGUCUUUGUGGGGAUUAACCACGCAAGUGCUAAAGUAGAUUUUGCAAACAACAUGCAGUUGUCUCUUACACUUGCAGCACUUUCUAUAGGAUUGUGGUGGACAUUUGACAGAUCUCGAAGUGGAUUUGGUCUCGGAUUAUUCAUUGCUUUCUUUGCAACCUUGGUGACCCAGCUGUUGGUAUAUAAAGGUGUUUUUCAGUAUACCUCCCCUGACUUCCUUUAUGUACGUUCUUGGUUACCUUGUAUAUUUUUUGCUGGAGGAAUUACCAUGGGAAAUAUAGGCCGGCAACUAGCAAUGUAUGAAUGCAAGGUUGUUCAAGAAAAGGCACAUCAAGACUGAAGCCAGAAGUUUUGCUGGGUGAUUUAUUAUUUUUAUUUUUUAGAAGAGACAAAUGGUUGUACAUUGAUCGAAUAACAUGCCAAAAGCGAAAGUAUGUAGAAUUGUAAGUGAGGUUUGUAAGUUUGAAUAUAAAAUUGCAGCUAAUGUGAUUUUAGUUUUUUAUUGUAUGUAUUACUUUACAGUGCAAUCUGUGAUUGCUAUUUUGUAUCAUUAUAGGUAGUCUGGUGAUAGGACAUCAGUAUGAAAUAAAACUUUUCACAUUAAGAAUUGAUGCCUAUUGAAAGAGCCUAAAAUACAGACUUUAGCUUUUAGACCUUUGGCUGUGUUGUGCCAAACUGACGUUUGGGUGAAUUCAGUUAAUCUAAACGUUGGCAGAAAUACUCCUGCUAUUUAGGCCUGAAUUACACUGUUUAGAUGUAUUUAGGACCUCUGCUGUUUUUAAGGUCAGUUGAAUAGAUUCCAAUGUGUUUUACUGGGGGAUUUCUGUAGUAGGUGUUUUUUUUUUUUUAAUAUAUAUAACAGACUGGAAGUAUCUACUUCUGAUUUAUUAAUUUUUUUCUGCUCUAAACAUACACAUCUCUGCUAAUGCUGUACCUUGUGUGUAUCUGACACUGGUUCCAAUAUUAGGUAGUUUGAUCCCUGGAGGAUCAGGAUACAUUUGGUUUAAUCAAUAUCUGGCAGAAGUAUGUUUUUUUGACAAAUUACUGCAAUUUUGUGAUUUGGGUGGGGAGAGCCAUCUGUUGUAACUAAACAUAUUUAAAGUGUUCAAAACAUGAAGCCCUUAUUAAACAAUGACUUU
Molecule: messenger RNA, 1748 nt
Organism: Polyodon spathula (Mississippi paddlefish)
Lineage: Eukaryota; Metazoa; Chordata; Actinopteri; Acipenseriformes; Polyodontidae
Gene: insig2
Product: insulin induced gene 2
Exons: 6
Coding region: 263-949 (228 amino acids)
Biological process (GO): cholesterol biosynthetic process; SREBP-SCAP complex retention in endoplasmic reticulum; SREBP signaling pathway
Cellular component (GO): SREBP-SCAP-Insig complex; endoplasmic reticulum
Source: RefSeq, a predicted model, not a curated record